This is a messenger RNA of Solenopsis invicta (red fire ant), 5492 nucleotides long. RefSeq names its product probable multidrug resistance-associated protein lethal(2)03659. NCBI's taxonomy places the organism in Eukaryota, Metazoa, Arthropoda, Insecta, Hymenoptera, Formicidae. Gene Ontology annotation, molecular function: ATP binding; ATP hydrolysis activity; ABC-type transporter activity. The transcript has 15 exons. Gene Ontology annotation, cellular component: membrane. Gene Ontology annotation, biological process: transmembrane transport. The coding region runs from base 967 to 4848 and encodes 1293 amino acids. The record is from RefSeq and is a predicted model, not a curated record.
AAGGCGCUAUUGCUGCUUGAUGAGAUAAUUAUAUAUUUUAAAUAUUUUCUUUUUUUUCUUGAAAGUCUGAUUACAUUGUGCAUGUCGUUUAACUUCGCUUACGAUAAGAAUGUGUAAGGAAGUAUGUCGUAGGCACGAUAAAGUAUUGUUGCACUCGACCGUGUUGUUUCCAGAUGCUUCGAGUUGUGUCUUGUGAUUCUACAGCAUGACGCCAUUGACGAAUAUGCCGCAGUGGGGAAUCAGACAAAUGACUGAGUUGGAGAGACAGUUGACCUUUAUAGAAAGACUACUUGAGUACAGUCGUUUAGAGCAGGAGCCGAUGAUCGACAGCAAGCUGAAGCUGCUGAAGACCAAGCCGCCAAACGAUUAGCCGACGAAUUAGAUCUUGUGGAAUUUAAAAAUUAAUUAAGUAACGAUAGAAAGAAGUAUAUUAUGUAAAUGAAUGAGUUGCUAAAAUAAAAACAUCAAGUUUUAAGGUGCUAACGUUUUAAGAGGACUAAAUUAUACAUAUAUUAAUGCAUGUGGCCUUCAAAAAGUGAUAAAAAUGUGCUAUCAGCAAAUUUACAACUGAUUAUGUAUCAGGCUGUUAACGAGACUCAGCAGACACAGUAGGGUCUCAUAUUAAGUACAUACUAAUACAGCAAUUUCACAAGAAAGACGUUACAGUGUAUCCGUUGCUCGGUAGUUUCUUAGAUAGUUGGUUGUGUAACUUUUAAGUAAUUCCUUUUCCUUGGAAAUUUGAUUGCGUUGUGUACACUGCUCAACUUUAAUUACUAUAAAAAUAUGGAAACAUGACAUAACACACAGGUAUGAUAAAGUGUCUUCGAGACACUUUUCAGAUUCAGCCAUGCUGUUUCCAGUUGCUCAAUGAAAACUUUAAGAUCGUUCUUAGUCGAUUUGUCGGUUGCUCAAGAAGUAUUUAAAAUUAAAUGUAUUCGCAAAUAAAUAAAAUUUUAUUGUGCCACCAUGAUAAACAACGAUCAGAAAAAAUAUCCAAAAAAUCCACGGCAAAAUGCGAAUGUAAUUUCGCUUAUCACCUUUUGGUGGACUCGAAAAAUUUUUCGAACUGGCUACAAAAAGGAUUUAGAGGAGACCGAUAUUUACGCUACACUAACGCAAGAUAGAACCAGCAACUUAGGCGAAACUGUAAGCAAAGAAUGGGAAAGAGAAGUAGAAUCGUGCGCUAGAAAGAAAAAUGGCAAGCCGCAGUUAUUCAGGGUGCUGUUGCGGAUUUUUGCAAAACCCCUUCUACUAAUUGGAGUUGCACAAGCAGUUAUGGAAUUAUUUCCUAGGCUGUAUAAACCGUUAUUACUUGCUACCUUGUUGCGAUAUUUUGCGAGCGACAUAAAGGAAUGGCAUGACGAGGUGUAUUAUAGCGCCGCCGGUUUAAUUCUGUUGUCAUUUGCAGAAACUUUUAUUUCACAUUAUACCGUAUAUUGCUCCUUUCACUUAGGAUUAAAAAUGAAGAUAGCUUCCACCGCACUGAUUUACCAAAAAAUAUUGAAGCUAUCCAAUUCUGUAUUGGACAAUGAAACAUCUGUUGGUCAGAUGGUAAAUUUUCUGAGCAGUGAUAUUGCCAAGUUUGAAGAGUGCUUAUUACAUUUACAUUACAUUUGGAUCGCUCCUCUUCAAAUCAUAUGGAUCACGUAUAUUACAUUUUCCGAGAUUGGAUGGGCAGCUCUGAUAGGAAUAUCCAUAUUUUUACUAAUAAUGCCUUUUCAAGGCUGCUUGGCGAAGAUAAUCGUACCUUUAAUGCUGAAGUUAGCACAGAAAACAGAUGCUAGACUUAGGCUGAUGAAUCAAGUAAUCACUGGAUUACAAGUAAUUAAAAUGUAUGUUUGGGAGAUUCCUUUUUAUGCUCUCGUAGAAAAGGCGAGGAAGCGUGAGAUGAAUAUGACAAAGAAAUGUUUUAUUCUGAAAGAAUUAACUUUGACUCUCAAAAACUACAUACCACGACUUAGUCUCUUCGCCACAAUAGUAACAUAUGUCCUAUUUGGAAAUUAUAUCAAUGCCGAAAAAGUGUAUUUGGUAACAGCGUAUUACAAUGUUUUACGGUUCACGACAGCUCAUAGGUUUUCGUCAGGUGUCAAUCAAGUGUUACAGGCAUUAGUUUGUAUCCGCCGGUUGCGAAGAUUCAUGUUGCACGAUGAAAUUAUUAAAACGAAACAGAGUCCAUGUUCCCAGACAGUUCCUGAUGCAUUCGCACUUCGUAUGACCAAUGUAAAUGCCAAAUGGCACGGUGACGGUAAAGACGACACGUUGCGUAAAAUAAACUUGACCGUGCCACCUGGAAGCUUCGUAGCCAUUGUCGGACAGGUGGGUUCGGGUAAGAGCAGCUUCUUGCAAGCGAUACUCCAGGAAUUACCAUUGACGAGUGGGAGCAUCGAUAGCCGCGGCAGAAUAAGUUACGUCAGCCAGCAGCCAUGGAUCUUCGCUUCUUCCGUGAAGCAGAACGUUCUGUUCGGACAGCCGAUGGACAAGUCGCGUUACGACGAAGUGAUCAGAGUCUGCCAGAUGGAAUCGGACAUAGUCUCGUUUCCCCAUGGCGAUCGCACUAUCGUGGGCGAGAGGGGAAUGAAUCUGAGUGGGGGUCAGCGUGCCAGGAUCAAUCUGGCUCGAGCGAUUUACAAAGAUGCUGAUAUUUACUUGCUGGACGAUCCUCUAUCUGCCGUGGACUCGCACGUCAGCAAACGUCUAGUGGACCAAUGCAUCUGCGGCUACCUAAAAGGAAAAACGAGGAUUCUGGUGACGCAUCAACUGCAGUAUCUUCAGCUCGCUGAUCAAAUUAUUGUAAUGAACAACGGUAAUAUUGAACAGAAGGGUACCUUCGACGAAUUGCAAGCGUUGGGCCAUGAUUUUAUGAAGCUGGUGAAGGCAACAGAUGCGAAAAGCAAAGAGGCUGAGAGUAGACAGAUCGAUAUUCAGCGUCAAAUUUCGAUGAAAGCUGAGACGAGAGAUGACAAUGACAACUCGCCGGUUGAAUUAAAGGAAGCUAUGGCAAAGGGUCGUAUAUCUGGCGGAAUGCUCCUCGCUUACUUUAAAGCGAGUAAGAAGCCUGCUAUGAUCGCACUGAUGAUGUUGAUCUUCUUAGUGCUCCAAUUAGUAUCCAGCGGAAGCGAUUAUUUUAUAGCGUUCUGGGUCAACGUCGAAUCGAGUUCGUGGCACGAUACGAACAACUCUACCCAAGUUUUUCAGUGGGAAGGUCCAUUGUCCCGUGAUUCCAUGAUUUACAUAUAUACUGCUAUGAUAGUGGCUCUCAUACUGCUCUGGCAAUUGCAAUCAGUCGUGUAUUACACGGUGUGCAUGUGGUCCUCAGUAAAUCUUCACUCCGCUAUGUUUCGCAGCAUACUGCGCGCAACCAUGUACUUCUACAGUACUAAUCCAGCUGGUCGUAUAUUAAACAGGUUUGCCAGAGAUAUCAAUAUUAUCGACAUAAUGCUGUCGAUAUGCGUAUUUGAUGUCAUAGUAACCAUAUUUAAUUCGAUCACAAUAUCAAUUAUGGUCGUGGCGAUUACUCCAUGGCUGGCGAUACCUACGGUGUUCUGCGCUUGCAUUUGUACCUAUUUCCGCAAGAUAUAUAUCUCUACGGCUCGCAGCAUCAAGCGCCUCGAAGGGACAACACGUUCGCCGAUCUUCGAUCAUCUCGGAGCGUCUCUGCAAGGACUCGCGACAAUUAGAGCUUUCAACGCUGAAGAGAUAUUAACAGCGGAGCUGUAUAAUCAUCAAGAUGUCCAUACGUCUGCCUGUUUCCUCUUCCUGUCUACUUCUCGAGCCUUCGGCUUCUACAUUGAUAUGAUCUGUCAACUUUAUGUCGGGAUAAUAAUCAUAAUUUUCACAGUCUUCAGUAAUCUGGCUGUCGUUGGCAACAUUGGUCUGAUAAUCACGCAGGUCAUGUCGUUGACGAUCAUGCUGCAGUACGGAAUCAGACAAACGGCCGAACUGGAGAGUCAGUUGACCUCUGUAGAGAGAAUACUUGAGUACAGUCAUUUAGAGGAGGAGCCGAUGAUCGACAGCAAGUCGGAGACCAAACCGCCGGACGAUUGGCCGACGAAAGGUCUAGUAGAAUUCAAGAACGUAAGCUUAAAGUACAAUCGUCGAGGAGCCUACAUCCUCAAGAACGUCAGCUUCAUCGUUUUGCCAGAAGAAAAGAUCGGUAUCGUCGGCAGAACCGGCGCGGGAAAGUCGUCUCUGAUAAACGCUCUCUUUCGUCUGGCCUGCGUCGAGGGCAAGAUCUUUAUAGACGGCGUAUCCACUGAUGCGAUCGCUCUGCACGACUUCCGCUCGAAGAUCAGUAUUAUUCCUCAGGAGCCGUUCCUGUUCAAUGGCAGUCUGCGACGUAAUCUCGAUCCCUUCGAUCAGUAUUCCGACACUGUGCUAUGGCAGGCGCUUCAGGAUGUCGAGUUAAAGGAGACGAUCUCCGAGAUGGCCGCCGGACUGAACACGAAGGUGUCCGAUGAGGGAUCGAACUUUAGCGUUGGUCAGAAACAACUGUUGUGCCUUGCGCGAGCUAUUAUCAAGAACAAUCGGAUCAUGGUACUGGACGAAGCAACUGCCAACAUCGAUCCUUACACGGACUCCCUUAUACAAAAAACAGUUAGGACGAAAUUUAUAAACUGUACUGUGUUCACCAUAGCUCACAGAUUGAACACUAUUAUGGACAGCGAUAGAAUAUUUGUGAUGGACGCUGGACAACUUGUGGAAUUUGGCCAUCCAUAUAUCCUUUUACAACAAAAAGAAUAUUUCUAUAAUAUGGUACUGCAGACUGGUACUGCGAUGGCCGAGAAUCUUAUUGAUAUAGCUACGAAAAAUUUCUAUAAUAAGGAGAAAUCGCCGUCCACAUUAUUAUAAUUUUCAAUAUGAAUAUAUUGAAAUUUCCAAUUUCCAUUAUGUCUCGAAAAAAUGAUCUAAACAAUCCUAAACAACGAUGAGUUUAUUAAUCUCAGUAUAAAUAUACACUUUGCAUUAACAAAACAACUUUAUUUUUAGUGUAACUUUUACACGGCACUCCCGGGAACCAAUCGCGCGCGAUUGGAUACACGGUUUUCUCUUUGAAAAAUUGUUUGGGUCAACUGAAGAAAAGAAUUUGUAAAAGUUACCAAAUGUUGAAUGAAAUAAUGCCACUUAAGUAUAUUGAUUAAUAUUACCAAAAAUAAUUUUGCUUUUCUAAACAUUUUGCAAGUAUUAUCCAAUUUAAUAAUGUUUACAAAAAUUUUGAAAAGUAAAAUUAGUUUUUAUUAUAUUAAAAUCAAAUAUAUAAUUAUUUAAAUUUAUUUUACCCAACAUUUGGUAGCUAUUAUCAAACUCUUUCUUUCGAUGAUUUUUUUUUUGUCCUGUGCAGGACAUUUGAAAAGUAUUCAAAUAUACUUAAUGAGAAAAUUUAUUUAUGACUUACCAACCCAAUGCGCGACGAGCAAAGUUAUUCAGUCACGAAGCUACAAUGAUACUGUAACACAAACAAAAAAUUCAAAAAUUAAAACUGUGCUCAAAAUAAU